GAAACAAAACAGAGAAAAAAAAGUUAUGGGGAGAAGCGGGAUUUUCUCUUCGCAUGGCGCUAGUCUCGGUCGCGCCUGAAGAAGCUGCCUCCAUAGCCACACACAAUCAACAUGCCAACGUUAUUUCUCCUCCUCCUCCAUUCUCUGCUCUUUCUUUCUUUCACAAGAAAAAAAAAAGAUAUUUUCUCCGCAGUUCUUUGAAUCGAAGUUGGUUUUCUGGGUUUUGAUUUUGUGCCCAUCAUGGAUGAAGAAUACGAUGUGAUCGUUCUCGGCACGGGUCUCAAGGAAUGUAUUCUCAGCGGUCUCCUCUCAGUCGAUGGCCUCAAGGUUCUGCAUAUGGACAGAAACGACUACUAUGGAGGAGAAUCGACUUCUCUCAACCUCACCCAGCUAUGGAAGCGUUUCCGGGGAAGCGACACUCCACAAGACAAUCUUGGGGCAAGCAGAGAAUACAAUGUUGAUAUGAUACCCAAGUUUAUUAUGGCCAAUGGUCUCCUUGUUCAGACCCUCAUACACACCGAUGUCACAAAGUACCUUAACUUCAAAGCUGUGGAUGGCAGCUUUGUGUACAAGAAAGGGAAGAUCUACAAGGUGCCAGCUACUGAUGUUGAAGCCUUGAAGUCGCCAUUGAUGGGACUGUUUGAGAAGCGGAGGGCGAGAAAGUUCUUUAUCUACGUGCAGGACUACGAUGAGAAAGAUCCCAAGUCUCAUGAAGGUUUGGACCUCAACAAAGUUACAGCCAGAGAGAUCAUCUCAAAAUAUGGGCUGGAAGAUGAUACAAUUGAUUUCAUUGGUCAUGCAUUGGCACUUCACAAUGACGAUGAGUACCUGGAUCAACCUGCUAUUGAUUUUGUCAAGAAAAUUAAGCUCUAUGCAGAGUCUUUGGCUCGGUUUCAAGGAGGAUCUCCUUACAUCUAUCCUCUGUAUGGUCUUGGAGAGUUGCCACAGGCGUUUGCACGUUUGAGUGCUGUGUAUGGUGGGACAUACAUGCUCAACAAGCCUGAGUGCAAGGUAGAGUUCGACAGCGAUGGGAAAGCUGUCGGUGUCACUUCUGCAGGUGAAACUGCAAAAUGCAAGAAAGUUGUUUGUGACCCUUCUUACUUGUCCGAUAAGGUUCAGAAAGGCGGGAAAGUUUCUCGGGCAAUAUGUAUAAUGAGCCAUCCUAUCCCAGACACAAGUGAUGCUCACUCAGUUCAAAUCAUUCUGCCUCAGAAGCAGCUGGGUCGUAAAUCUGACAUGUAUCUGUUCUGCUGUUCAUACGCUCACAAUGUAGCUCCAAAGGGCAAAUACAUAGCCUUUGUUUCGGCAGAAGCUGAGACUGACAAUCCGGAGGAAGAGCUGAAGCCUGGAGUCGACUUGCUCGGGCCUGUCGAUGAGAUAUUCUACGAUUCUUAUGACAUUUACUUACCCAGCAACGAUGCUGAGAAAGAUCACUGCUUCAUCUCUGCUACUUAUGAUGCAUCCACACAUUUUGAGAGUACAGUGGUGGACGUGCUUCAGAUGUAUACUAAGAUCACUGGCAAGACACUUGAUCUGUCUGUGGACUUGAGUGCUGCAAGUGCCGCUGCUGAAGAAUGAAGCGUGUUUUGUCCUUAUCUUCGUAAGGGAUUGAGUUGCAGAGGGUUUCAGGAUUACAGUAAUUAUUGUUCUUUGAAUUGGUUUCUUGCUUGCAAAGAAGCAGAACACAGUUUCUGAUUUGUUUCUGCGUUUGUUCAGAAGUUUAUACUUAUUACCA
Tarenaya hassleriana is the source of this 1735-nucleotide messenger RNA. Its product is annotated as guanosine nucleotide diphosphate dissociation inhibitor At5g09550. Gene Ontology annotation, biological process: protein transport; small GTPase-mediated signal transduction; vesicle-mediated transport. The transcript has 13 exons. Gene Ontology annotation, cellular component: cytoplasm. Bases 241 to 1578 code for a protein of 445 amino acids. Gene Ontology annotation, molecular function: Rab GDP-dissociation inhibitor activity. NCBI's taxonomy places the organism in Eukaryota, Viridiplantae, Streptophyta, Magnoliopsida, Brassicales, Cleomaceae. The record is from RefSeq and is a predicted model, not a curated record.